AUGAUGCAUCAGACCGAGACGGGCCACUUCCUGCCGUGGGCGAGCGCCCUGAAAUGCUGGCGCUGCUCGUCGGACGCUUCGACGGCCGCCUUCUGCGAUGACCCAUUCACCCAGGACAUCAUUACGGAGCAGCAGAGACGCUGGAGCUACGUCGACUGCAGCUAUCCGCCACAGGUCAACUACCAGUUCUCCCAGCAGAAUCAACAAACCCGACCGGUCUGCAAGAAAAUGAAGCAAAUCAUUAACGAUCGUGUCGUGGUGUCGCGUUCCUGCGCCUAUGAGGAUGUCAACACAGCGCCCAACUCCUGUCUGAACGCUCAAACACCGUCCUACAUCAAGACCGAGUACUGCGAGACCUGUCUCACCGAUGGAUGCAACGGUGCGUCGCAGUACGGCCCGGCAGUGCUGACGAUUCUGAUCAGCGCACUCGUGGCGAAACUGCUCGCCUGGUAA
Messenger RNA from Anopheles marshallii, 453 nucleotides. RefSeq lists its product as uncharacterized. The transcript has 3 exons. NCBI's taxonomy places the organism in Eukaryota, Metazoa, Arthropoda, Insecta, Diptera, Culicidae. Gene Ontology annotation, biological process: positive regulation of voltage-gated potassium channel activity; regulation of synaptic transmission, cholinergic; sleep. The record is from RefSeq and is a predicted model, not a curated record. Bases 1 to 453 code for a protein of 150 amino acids.